This is a messenger RNA of Schistosoma curassoni, 5964 nucleotides long. The record is from the annotation of a GenBank genome assembly. NCBI's taxonomy places the organism in Eukaryota, Metazoa, Platyhelminthes, Trematoda, Strigeidida, Schistosomatidae.
UAGAUAGCAGAUUUCCCUUGGUACAAAUAAAUAUGUAAAUCUAUAUUUAUGCAUGUAUAUAUAUAUCCAAAUAUUAUAACUUAAUGACCCGUGAAAAUGGCGAUAUGUAGAUAGACAUGCGAAUAUGACUUUCUCACUGUAGUGCUUUGUAAUAAAAGUAGCUUUAACUUCAAAGUUCGGGAUAAGUAACUGUUAUUAUCAUUACUGAUUUUAGAACACGUCAGUGUCCACGGCGAAGGAAAACUGCAUGGAUCUAAUCACCAUUGAGGUCACCACCUAUGAGAUUGACUCAGUUUGUAGAGUCCUUUGCUUUCCGUCUUUGUUUGUCAUUUUGUACUACUGACUUGUUUGAAGUCACAAAUAUCAUUAAGAGCACAUGGACAUUGGGCAUUCGUCAAAGUUCCUAUAAUCCACAAAUUAAAACUAAUGGAUUACGUUAGUGCCUAGUUCAAGGACUAAAGCUAUUGACAACUUGUUUUAUGAAUACCGAUUAACUAAAUUCAUUAAUUUUCAGAUCUGGGAAUCACGACGUUUUGACUGAAUGACAAAAGGUUCGGUGUUCGUAAACAAGAUUAAUCCAAUCAGUUAUUGUAAAAAAACGGUCUCCAAGUUUCACUAUUUCCAUUUGAAUAGAACUCAUGUGGACUCCCCCAGUUAGUGAUAAUCCUACACCUUUCAACAUUGAGCGAGAGCUGCUUCCUACAGUGAUUUCAGAACCAUCGUCCAAAACAUCUAGUAUAUCUUCAACUACUAGCACUUUGGACCAUGAUUCUUUAAAGGAGAACUGCCUACAAUAUACUCCACAAAACGUCAGAUACCAGCACUACCCAGUUCCGGUAAUUAAAAGUACUUUGUUGUUCAUGUGCCAUCUUAUGUAUAUGAAAUAUAUUCACACAGUCAGUCAGCUACAACGUAGGACCAGGCACAUAUAUGCAUCGGUCCAAGUUACCAUACCUCAUUAGCACAACAAGAUGAACACCAGAUUCAUAGGAGUGGUUAGGUCAAUGGUGGUAAUAUAUGAAAGGAAGAUUGCGUAUGAGGAUGUAGUUCAGGAAGAAAGAAUUAAUUCGUUGAAAGAGAGAUAUGAAGUGAUUUUAAUCUCUUAGUUUAAAGGAAGACAGGGAGUGUAUACACCUACGCCAUUGUGAUAGAUUCUGAGCCAUGUCACAGAGUCUACAACCGUCGGUUACAAAAGUCACGCGGACCCCAACCAAGUAGCCUGCAUCUACCGACAUGGCUCAGACCAGAUGUUAGUGAUAUUCACACAUGUUAGUUAUCACUUCACUGUAUUCUCGUCGACGUUUCCUAUCCUUUGUUCUACGCACGAUUUUUUAUCUAAUACUCACUGAGUUAAUUGGUAUCGACCCGAAGUUGAAAUUUCCAGAAUAUCCUCCUAGGUACUAGUUACGAAGGUUAUUUCACUUGUACAAAGAACUGUAAUGGAGUCGAUCUGCUUACCUUCUGUGAUAAUCGCUUUAUUGAUCGUCCAUUUUAAUACAGCUUAUUAAACGAUGAUUAUUACUGAUUUAUAGACGAACACGGUUGACUCCAUCUAUUAAUUAAUUAUAACUAAUAACCAGAUACAUCGAUGUGUACAUGGUUACCAAGUAAUGGAAAGCUUGUCUAAAUAUUAUUACAUAUAUCUAUAAAUAAUACAUUAGAGUCAUUCAGGUCUGGGAUGACUUUCAGUUUAAGUUGCUACACCAUGUCAACAUACAGAAAGAAAAAUCCGAUAAGAAAUAAAGAGAAAAUUGACAUCAGUGUAAAAAUAAAAAUAAGUAUAUUAUAGGGACAGUAAAUAAAAUCAAAAGACAAAAAUUACCAAGUAACUUUAAGCUCAUAGUUUGGACUUGUACUAUCAACAACAUCACAGUUAUUAAAGGUCAUCAACUUAAUUGUUUAUGGAAUGGGUUUAUUUCACUAAUUGUUUCAUAUUUUAUGGAUUCGGGUUUUCGUUGGUACAAGUUCUCUCCAUUCUCAAUUUUUCGACCUAAAACAUGGAUAGAAGCAGUCAUUUAGGAACCCAAAAGUAAGUAAUGGGUGGUGCUAAUAGCAGCCUUAGUAACCAGCCCGUUUCCCUAAAAUUUUAUCAUUUCGUGGACUGUAUAUUAGAAUUCGUAUAGCUUACCAUGAUUUUCUAUUCAUCAACUCAACUUGAACUUAUCGAUGCGAAUAUUACCUUUCAAAGUAAAUUUUCGGAAAAACCAUUCGAUUACUUCAUUCGUUGCUGAACUAGUUUAUUUAGGUGUUUAUACCUUUAGAGAUUUGAAUGUGGUUCAAAUAGAUAUUAGUUAAAGCCUAGUAAUUAAAGUUUUGUCUUUACCUGGCAUAUUUAUGUUGCUUGCGUUAGAGUUCUGAUGCCCGAUAUAGCUAGUAAUACUAGUGGGAGUAAGUUGGCAAUUAACAAAAGUUUGAGGGUGUAAUACAUGUGUUGUGCAUACAUCGAUUUACCGGGUGCAUAUAUUCUUAUAUCAGUGGUAAAUAUAGUCUGUUUAGUCCAUUCUCUGAUGACAUGUAGUUGUGUGUAACCACUCUAUUAAUGAAAAACAAUUUAUCUCAUAUAGAUGAGUAACUAAUUUAUAGCGUAGGUAGGUAGCUAAUAAUAUCAUCAUCCCUUGUUUUAAGCUUUUAAAAUUCCAGUUUUUGAUAAUGGACAAGCUUUAUGUAAAGUGAUCAUCUCAAGAGCGGUUGAUAAGAAGGGUAUAUUGUAAAAAAGUGUGUUGUGUAAUUUUAAUGUUUCAGUCUCUGGCCGAACAUAAGACAAACCCAAAUCCAAUGAAUCUAGCAAGUAAUUACCACGGUUUUAUGGGUAAUAUUACGCUUUUUUGGAAAUAAAGUACAAUUUAGAAGAUACUACUUUGUGAAAUAUUGUUCUAAAAGAGUGCUAAAAUACAAAUUCAACAUUGUUUUAUUGGUUCAAGUAGAUUUACUAAAAGCUCAUUAAGUAGGAAUAAAAAUUAAGCUAGUUGACAAUGCUAUAUUUACCACGUACUUUUACUACCAAUCAUAUAUAAUAUCUUUUAAACAUUCUUUUCAGAAGGUUCGAUGCUUAUCGUUCCCAUACCAAACACUUCCCUCCUGUGGGUCGACAGUGUAUUUGUAUACUUGGUCUCUCCCAAGGAAUGACAUAAUAACUCAGCUAUGUUCACUUGCCACAACAUGUUUUCGAGACACAAACACAACUAUCGGACUUUUGUUUUCUAAACAAAUAUCCAAAAAAGACUACGUUUGUCGAAUUCCUAUCUACCUAACUCGCGGUAUGGCUCGUUCACGUGUUCGAUUAACAGGGAAACUUACACUAAAUAAGAAAGAAUUAGAGUGUGUCGAAUCAGCUCAUCAUGUUAUAGCCGAAUUAAUUACAAAUAUUGCUCAUAUGUCUCAUGUUGGUUAUAAACCAUCAGAUCCUCUUCUCCGUGCUCAUUUCGAUAAACAAAACUCUUCAACGAAUAUCCCCGAAUCUCUCCGCGUCGUACUUUUUGAUCGAUUUGGUGACUUAUCAUUCAAUCCCGAGAAAGCAAAUAUCCUGUCAUUGGUGACGCUGAUUAGACUACCAGAUUAUACUAUCGAUUAUGAAGCACUCAACGCACUUCUAGAGUGGUCUGUUUGCCGAGAUACUGGGAUUUCAACAGCUGAUGAUAAUUUGUCCACGUAUGUUAAACCUGUACAUGGUAUUGUGCCUAAAUGGCGAAUUCGAUUGAGUCAAAUACCUGAAGACAAUUGGGUUGGUUUGGUCGUCAAACCUAAUCACUUACCGGAUAGUGAUCCUGGUAUGUUUUCUAUCUCAAAGGUUAGUUCGGAAACUGCUUCAAGUCCUCUUCCGGAAACCCUUGCUUCCAAACUUGGUGAUGUUCAAAAUAUCAAAGGCGCUUCUUCUCUAACUUAUUCCGACUACUAUAGAAUUAAAUAUCAACAGAUGAGAAACAUAUCUUUCACAAUAAAUCCAUCACUACCAUUGUUUGAAUGUCUGAGAAUAACACGUCAUCAAAAUUCGACUCAAGUUAGUGCGGGUCUAAGGAAAAAUAAAGCAUCUAUCAAACCAUCAGUGUUCCUAUCUGAUGCUUGUUUAGUGCAUCCAUUGUCAUCAUGGAUUUGGUUCCAAGUUUCCUUGAUACCAACAAUUCUCUACCAAAUGUCACGAGCGUUACUAGCCUCACAACUGUUCACAGAGUUGAAUUAUGAACUGAAAAGUCCUCAACCAUUCUCUCAAAUUAGAAUAAAUUCAUUAACUCUAAGCAAUGAUUCACUUUCUCAUACAACCAUACUUGUCCCUGAUCGUUUAAGUGUUCCUGUUUUUUUGAAUGGUGAACCAAUGGAAAAAAAUAUCUUUGAUUUUGAAGUGGAUGAAACAACUUCAGAAAUAGAUAAACAAUUGGAUAAUAAAGCCUAUAGUGAAAGUUUAGAGAAAUCUACAAUUUGCCCUCACCCUAAUAAUCUAAUUGAACCAACUACAUUACUCGGAGCUCGAGAUGCAGUAGAUCUUGAACGCUUAGAAUUUUAUGGCGAUUCAUUCCUGCAUUUUAUAUCUACAUUAUGUGUUUAUGGCACCAAUCCACAAGAUGCUGACGAAGGGUGUUUAAGUUCCAAAAGAGGUUCACUUGUAUCGAAUGCUCAUCUCUGCGAUAUUGCUUGCGACUUGAAAUGGUAUGAAUAUUGUACCGGUCAAACAUUUUCUCCACCAGAACACUUUUUACCCCCAUGCUACUCUGUUGCGUCCGAGGCUAGUAAAUAUGAUCCACGUCUGUAUACUCGUUUAACAGAUAAAUCUUUGGCAGAUAUGAUUGAAGCACUUAUAGGAUGUUUCUUACUACGUUCAGGACUAUCUGCUGCAUUUAAUUUACUUCAUUAUUUUCAAAUAUGUCCAGUUAGUUGGAGCACCCUAAAAAGUGAUAAGCAUUACAAAGUUGAAGCUCCAUGGCACUUUUUUUUACAACCAAAAUUAUAUUCAGAACUAAACUAUGGAAAUGCUUUCAAUCCUUCAUCUAGAUCCUUACAUAUUUCGAAGGAAAUUAUACUGGAAUUAAAUCAGAGGUUUUUUCAGUUACAAGAAAAACUAGGUUAUGGUUUUAAAAAAAUCGAAUUGCUUGCGGAAGCUGUGACUCAUCAGUCAUCAUCUAAUAGACAAUAUUGGGGGAAUUAUCAAAGGUUAGAAUUUCUUGGCGAUUCCAUUUUGGGCCAUAUUAUCAGCAACUAUCUGUUUCAAAAAUGUCCUCACUCAUCCCCAGGUGCAUUGACCACCGCACGAUCUACUGUUGUCAGUAAUAUUAAUUUAGCUAAUGUUGUUGUUGAGCAUGAAAUCCACCCGUUCAUCGAUUUUGGGAAUUGCAGUCAGAAAGCAUGCAUUGAUGAUAUAAAAAGUAUUCAUCGUCAAACUGAUUCACAUUUUGAACGUAUUGAGUUAAUUACAAAGAAGGUUUCUUCGGGGCUCAAUAUCAAGGUAUUGGCUGAUGUGUUUGAAUCGAUUCUCGGUGCAAUUUUUGUAGACAGUGAUGGUAAUCAUCAAGUCGUUUCUUCUAUUAUUCAUCGAUUCUUGGGUAAAACGAUGAAUUCUCUCAUUACUAAUUUACCUGUUCAAACAGUUCAACAAGUGGAUUUACCAUAUCCUGAAAUACGAUAUAACAACUCAACUACUAUAUCACCAACGUUACAUGAAGAUGUUCAUAAUUCGGUUUUAUCGAUUAAAGGUAAGCGCCUAUGUGUGACGGAAAAUAUGGAAAAUUGUUCUCGUUUCCGACUUGUUGAAGAAAUUUGAUGCAUGGAACAACAAAUAAUACUGAUGAUCAAAUCAAACAAUAUUUUUGUUGAGAUUUAUUAUUUCCCGAGCAUUUUAUUUUUUCUACAAGAAUGCUUUGAGUAUUCUAUCUUGUAUUUUUUUAAAAGCUUUACUGUUUUCUUAUUCAUAAUAGUUCUAACUGGAAUUAUGCAUAAUCUUUUUAAAUGACAAAUAAAGCGAAUUAUCCAUAACUG